GUGGGAAAUCGGCGAACAAAAUAUUUUCGUUUUUUGACUGCGCUUCAGAAAAAGUGAAAAUAAUUGACUUCUUUCAGAACAGUUUCGAAUCGAAUUUUUUCGUCGAGAAAUGUCGAAGACUAUCGUGAUUAAAAAUUUUAUCAAUGGAGAGUUCGUUCAGAGUAGACAGUUUCUUGAUAGUUUUAAUCCUGCUACAGGUGAAUUGUUGGCUCGAGUACCGGAUAGCGAUGCUUUAGAUGUAGACAAAGCCGUAAAGGCAGCUAAAAAUGCCUUUCCUGAUUGGUCAAAUAAAGAACCCGCCGUCCGCUCCAAGUUACUGCAUCGUCUUGCUGAUCUUUUGGAAUCCCGCUUGCUGGAGUUCGCUACAGCUGAAUCCAGAGAUCAAGGAAAACCUCUUUGGUUGGCGCAUAAAAUCGAAAUACCGAGAGCUGUUCUCAAUAUUCGUCACUUCGCCAAUACAAUCCUGUGUGAUAAAGAAAUAUGUAUUAAUCAACCUGAAGAUGGUAUUCUCAAUUAUACAUCACGUUCGCCGUGUGGAGUUGCCGGUAUUAUUGUUCCAUGGAACCUCCCGUUGUAUUUGUUGACUUUCAAACUAGGCCCUGCCUUAGCUUAUGGUAAUACAGUUGUAGCCAAGCCAAGCGAGUUUACGUCGGUCACAGCGUGGAUGCUUUGUUCUUUGAUCAAAGAAGCAGGUAUACCUGAUGGCGUUGUCAAUAUGGUAUUUGGUUACGGACCAAAAGCUGGAGAAGCAUUGAUCAGGCAUCCAGAUACAUCUCUCAUUACGUUUACUGGCAGUGAUAGAGCUGGUCUACACAUCGGAGAAGUGGCUGGGGCUAUGGCGAAAAAAGUCUCUCUUGAGAUGGGUGGUAAAAAUGCUGCAAUUGUGUUCAGUGACGCAGACUUGAACAACUGCAUCCCAGCUUUGAUUCGAGGCAGUUUCAUCAAUCAAGGACAGAUUUGUUUGAGCACAAGCAGAAUCUACGUUGAGAGAAAACUAUUUUCGACAUUUGCUGAAAAAUUUGUAGCUGAAGCAAAGAAAAUAAAGAUGGGCGAUCCACUAGAAGAUGAAACGUGGUUAGGACCUGUAUGCAGCAAACCGCAUUAUGAAAGAAUCAAACAGUAUCUGAAAAUCGCAAAAGAGGAAGGAGCGACGUUCUUGUGUGGGUCUGAAAACUUAAACCUUCCAGAUAAUAAUCGAAAGGGUUAUUUUAUUGGACCUGUUGUCCUCACUGACCUUCCGGACGACAGCAGAUGCAUGCAAGAAGAAAUAUUCGGCCCAGUCACUUGCUUAACUCCCUUCGACGAUAUUCAAGAUGUCAUUGAAAGAGCAAACAGGGUUAACUACGGAUUGAGUGCAACUAUCUGGUCAACUGAUCUGCAGAAGAUUCAUUCCAUAGCACCAAAAUUAGAGGUUGGAACAGUCUGGUGCAACUGCUGGCUGGUGAGAAACCUGCACAUGCCGUUUGGCGGAGAAAAAAGAUCUGGUCUAGGCCGAGAAGGAACCGAAGAUUCCAGAGAUUUCUACACUUAUAAGAAGACAAUAUGCAUAAAAUACAAAUUACCUUGAGCAUAGACAGUUUCUUGGUUUUUACCAAACUGAAUUUCUCAGAAAAAACAGUUGUUGUAUUAACAUAUUUCGAAAGAGAAGAAACAUCACUGUGUGUUUAAAAUAAAAAAAUAAUAAGAGAGAAAAGAAACCAGGUAAAUGAUGUACUUCAUCAGAUAAAAAUCCAAGAAAGAAAUUUUGAGAUGCUCAUAUUAUUUUAUUUUUCAUAUUAUUUUUACAUUUUAUCGAGAAUAUAUUUUUUAUAAUCAUUUGUUUAAAACUGAAGUCGUCUUAAUUUUGAAGCGAAGUUACUUACAAGAAAUAUAAGUUUACAUUUUGCUUCAUAUAUUUUAAAGGUAGUUUCACGUAUUCCUUUUCCCCCUUUUACCUUUUAAGUAGUAUUUAAGUAAUUGGUACUAAAGGAAGUAACUUUUUUUUUUCAACAAAAAACAGAAAUCCUUCACAAAUGUCAAGAGUUUUUGAUUAAUUGAAUUAAUGAAAAAAAUAUAUAUUAAAAAGGCAACAGUUAAUAUCAAAGAGUUCUUGCUCUACUUUCAAGGUUCAAAAUGAAUUUAAAAUGCUGGUCAUAAAACUUCCAAAAGUUUAAAAGUAAUAAAAAUACGUAGCAAACAAAUAAUGAAAUACUUAGUCGUAUAUAAUAUAAAUCAAAGUUUUACUGUCUCUAAAAUAUUUCGUUUUUUUUUUAAUAUAUUGUUUUUAUUUGUUUAAUUGCGACAUCGUAUGCAUGCAUUAUGGGUUUUAACAGUUUAUGUUGCUUGUCAUGUUUUGUUUUUUAUUUAAAAUACUUUUUGUCAUCUAUUGCUUAUAAUGUUUCUUUCUUUGUGUUUAUAAAUGUGAAUAAAAGAUAUUUCAUA
Messenger RNA from Argiope bruennichi, 2421 nucleotides. RefSeq names its product 2-aminomuconic semialdehyde dehydrogenase-like. The record is from RefSeq and is a predicted model, not a curated record. The transcript has 9 exons. Gene Ontology annotation, molecular function: oxidoreductase activity, acting on the aldehyde or oxo group of donors, NAD or NADP as acceptor. The coding region runs from base 110 to 1567 and encodes 485 amino acids. Lineage: Eukaryota; Metazoa; Arthropoda; Arachnida; Araneae; Araneidae.